Molecule: messenger RNA, 2725 nt
Organism: Lactuca virosa
Lineage: Eukaryota; Viridiplantae; Streptophyta; Magnoliopsida; Asterales; Asteraceae
Source: the annotation of a GenBank genome assembly
AUGGCUGAAACACCUUACGACGGAUCGCAGCAUGGACAGAGUGUACAGAUCAUCCCAUUCAAGACCUCCGAUGCAUCUCUCAGAGUUCUAUUACUACACGGGAAUCUAGAUAUAUGGGUGAAAGAGGCGAAAAACUUACCAAACAUGGAUAUGUUUCACAACAGAUUAGGUCAAAUGUUUGGGAGGUUGCCAUCACUCACCGGAGGAAAGACCAAGACCGAGGAUGGUAGACCUGAAAAGGUCACCAGUGACCCAUACGUCACCGUUUCAAUAGCUAAUGCUGUAAUCGCAAGAACCUUCGUCAUAAGCAACAGCGAGAACCCUGUUUGGAUGCAGCACUUUUAUGUCCCUGUCGCACAUUAUUCUGCUGAAGUACAAUUUGUAGUCAAGGACAGUGAUGUCGUAGGUUCCCAACUCAUAGGGGCAGUUGGUGUCCCAGUUGAACAGUUAAUUUCUGGUGCAGUUGUCGAAGGCACCUUCCCAGUUCUUAACGAAAGUGGGAAACCAUGUAAACCUGGAGCUGUAUUGACUCUUUAUCUUCAAUACAUACCAAUGUCAAGAGUACCCUUAGACCUAGAGUUUAAUGGUGUUUCAGGCACAUAUUUUCCUCUAAGAAGAGGAGGCAAAGUUACCCUUUAUCAAGAUGCUCAUGUGGAUGAUGGUUACCUUCCAAAUAUGCAACUGGAUGGAGGUUUGAUGUAUGGAAAUGGAGAUUGUUGGCAUGAUAUCUGUGAAGCUAUCAAGAAUGCACGUGGAAAAGAUAGCAUAUUGGGUGAUCUUUUGAAAGCUAAGUCUUCAGAAGGUGUUAGAGUGCUUCUUCUUAUAUGGGAUGAUCCUACUUCUAGAAGCAUUUUGGGAAUAAAGACUCAAGGUGUGAUGGGAACUAAUGAUGAAGAAACUCGGAGGUUUUUUAAGCAUUCUUCAGUGAAAGUACUACUUUGCCCCCGUUCUGCUGGGAAGGGGCAUAGUUGGGCCAAGAAACAGGAGGUUGAAACCAUAUAUACACAUCAUCAGAAAACAGUGAUAGUGGAUGCUGAUGCUGGAAACUACAGAAGACGAAUAAUGGCAUUUGUUGGAGGUCUUGAUUUAUGUAAUGGGCGUUAUGAUACACCUGGACAUCCACUUUUCAGCACUUUACAAACUUUGCAUAAAGAUGACUAUCACCAACCUAAUUACACUGGAGCUACUACUGGUUGUCCAAGAGAGCCAUGGCAUGAUUUGCAUAGCAGAAUUGAAGGUCCAGCAGCAUAUGAUGUGCUCAAGAACUUUGAGGAAAGAUGGUUGAGAGCUUCAACGCCACAUGGGAUUAGCAGAAUCAAGAAAUCUUCUGAUGAUUCGUUACUUCAAAUUGAUAGGAUUCCUGAUAUAGUAAGAAUUGAUGAAGCCCAUUGCACAAAUGAAUGGGAUCCAGAGGGCUGGCAUGUCCAGGUGUUUCGUUCAAUUGACUCCAACUCUGUUAAAGGUUUUCCUGAUGACCCCAAAGAUGCCACAAGCAUGAACCUGGUAUGUGGGAAGAAUGUGUUGAUAGACAUGAGCAUACAUACAGCAUAUGUGAAGGCGAUUCGUGCAGCUCAACAUUUCAUAUAUAUUGAAAACCAAUACUUUCUUGGGUCUUCAUUUAAUUGGAGUAAUUACAAAACUUUGGGUGCAAACAAUUUAAUACCAAUGGAAAUCGCUCUAAAAAUUGCAAAUAAAAUUAGAGCAAACGAGAGAUUUGCUGUUUAUAUCGUCAUUCCAAUGUGGCCAGAAGGUAGCCCUACAAGUACAGCUGUUCAAAGAAUUCUUUUUUGGCAGAAUAAAACAAUGCAAAUGAUGUAUGAAGUAAUCUACAAGGCUUUACAAGAAGUCGGACUCGAUAAUCUCUACGAGCCUCAAGAUUACUUGAACUUUUUCUGUCUUGGCACUCGUGAGUCCUCCAAUGGCGUCGAACCAAUUUCGGAAGAAAAAGGGUCAAAUUCCGCAAAUACCCCUCAAUCGCUUAGUAGGAAGAGUCGGCGAUUUAUGAUAUAUGUACAUUCGAAAGGAAUGAUAGUGGACGAUGAGUAUGUGAUAUUGGGAUCUGCAAACAUUAAUCAACGGUCGUUAGAAGGUUCUAGAGACACUGAAAUCGCAAUGGGUGCGUAUCAGCCUUAUCAUACAUGGGCACAUAGACGAUCCAGCCCACAUGGCCAGGUAUUUGGAUACAGGAUGUCGCUUUGGGCAGAGCAUAUCGGUGGAUUGGAGAGUGGUUUUGAGAGAGCAGAGAGCAUCGAGUGUGUUCGGAGGGUGAGAAUGUUGAGUGAAUUGAACUGGAAACAAUAUGCUGCGGAUGAAGUGAGUGAUAUGAAGGCUCACCUUCUCAAAUAUCCGGUUGAAGUUGAUCGGACCGGUCAGGUCAACCCGCUUCCCGGUUGCUCAACUUUCCCUGAUUUGGGUGGUAAUAUUGUCGGCACUUUUUUCGCCAUUCAAGAAAACCUCACCAUUUGAAUCUCGUGGAAAAAAUAAAAAAACCUCACUUUUUGUUGUAUAUCUGUACUCUCACAUGAUAAAACAAAAUGAUCUUGGCUAUUAGAUUUAGCUAGUUUUGGUGAUUCUUGAAAUGCUAUAUGGAAGGAUUAGGAUUUUGGAUAUGUGUGAUGUUUGGAAUUCUUAAAGACUUGGAUUAUAUGAUUAUGAGUAGUAAUCUUUUUAACUUUUUUCAUAUUUUUAUUUUGUGGGUUGAUGUUAUGUGUAGUUUGGCCUUCGG